AUGGAUGUUGUUGGCAAUCUUAUAUCAUUGGAAAAAUUUCAAUUACAUGGUAUUGCAAUCAGAAAACUGUAUGCUUCUAUUGGUUCCUUACCAUAUUUAAAGCACUUGUCAGCUAGGAAUUGUCUGUCUUUGAGCAAGUUGCUUGAUUCAAUUGAAGGAUUAGCUUCUCUUGUUGAGCUUCUGUUAGCCCAGACACCAAUUACAAAUCUAUCUGAUCAGGUAGGUGCCCUGAAAAUGCUGAGGAAGCUUGAGAUGAGGAAUUGUAAAGAUCUUAAAUUUUUACCAGAAUCAAUUGGAAGCAUGUUCACUCUUACUUCUCUAAACAUAUCUAAUUCCAAUAUUUCUGAAUUUCCAGAAUCAAUUGGGAUGCUGGAAAAUCUUGAGUUACCUGAAAUCUUUGGGAUGCUUUCAAGCUUAAUGAUAUUAGAAAGGGCUAAGAAACCUGAUUUCUUGUUAGUUGAAAAUAGGGUACCUAGAGAGGAUUUGGGUGUAGCUGAAAAAGAGAAACAUAAUCCUUUCAGACUUCUAGCUUCUUUCUCCAAUUCAUGCUCGAUUGAAGAACUGGAUACUCAGGCUUGGAAUCUAUGUGUUGCGAACCGUAUUGCAUUGGAAAGGGUGUCUGAUAUGUCAAAGUUGGAAAGCUUGCGUGAGCUGAACCUUGCAAACUGUGAGAAGGUGGAGGAUAUUCUGGGCCUUAAAUGCAUGAAGUCAUUGACAAGUACAAUGCCAAAGUUGAAGGGAGUUCCAAAGAUGAAUGAAGAUCAAAUUUACUUGUUUCGAUAUCCAGAUUGUCAUUUGUUAGUUUCAAAGUUGAGAGAUGGUUAUGACAUAAAUGUGAGAGGGCAAGACCCACCAUUCAUAAAUGGAAUUGAGGUGAAAAAGUGUGGGCUUUAUUUGAUCUUCAAAGGUGAUAAUGAUUACAAGGGAGAUGAAGAAUCGUUGGACAAGAGCUAG
Carya illinoinensis is the source of this 954-nucleotide messenger RNA. Its product is annotated as disease resistance protein RUN1-like. Lineage: Eukaryota; Viridiplantae; Streptophyta; Magnoliopsida; Fagales; Juglandaceae. Bases 1 to 954 code for a protein of 317 amino acids. The record is from RefSeq and is a predicted model, not a curated record. The transcript has 5 exons. Gene Ontology annotation, molecular function: protein binding.